This is a messenger RNA of Cylas formicarius (sweet potato weevil), 3128 nucleotides long. RefSeq lists its product as uncharacterized. The coding region runs from base 141 to 2684 and encodes 847 amino acids. The transcript has 2 exons. The record is from RefSeq and is a predicted model, not a curated record. NCBI's taxonomy places the organism in Eukaryota, Metazoa, Arthropoda, Insecta, Coleoptera, Brentidae.
ACAAUGGGCCAGGCUCGGCAGCAAACUAUCAUCGUUUGGAAACAGGAAGAUAUUCUUACUCAAAUGCAGACAGACAGGGAUCAUACCGAGACACAUUACAGACGGGACCAGAAAUUUGGGCAUGCUUUUGGAUUUGACCGAUGGACAUAUGGGGGACCGCAUUCGGGAUUUCAAUACCAGGAAUGGGGUUUUUCCAAUCAAUAAAAGCUCGAUAUGGAAACGAAGCAGUUUCACUACUCAAACAAUGGGCCAGGCUCGGCAGCAAACUAUCAUCGUUUGGAAACAGGAAGAUAUUCUUACUCAAAUGCAGACAGACAGGGAUCAUACCGAGACACAUUACAGACGGGACCAGAAAUUUGGGCAUGCUUUUGGAUUUGACCGAUGGACAUAUGGGGGACCGCAUUCGGGAUUUCAAUACCAGGUUGAAUAACAAAUUAAUUAAUUUAGAAAUAUCACUCACUAUUUCAACUAUCAAUCGUAUAGAAAAAUCACUCAAACAAGUAAGAGAGAAAGUUUUGACAUUGAUUCCGGGGGAUGUUGUUGACGAAUUUGGUAAAAGACAACAAGGGUCAUGUGAUAAAAAAUUCAAAACCAUCAAAAAAAAGAACAUAAACAAAUUUCAAAACUUGAAGUCGCAACAGCAUCACUUAACAAUCAAAACACAAGAUAAUUGGGUUAAGAAUAUUUCAGAGGUUGAGGUCCCGGAUGAUGUCUUGAGGUUUCUCUCUUUAGGUUCGAAAUUUUCCGUGCCACCAAGAUGCAAUGAAAUCUCAGUCAAACGUUUAAUUGCUGAUGUAGAAACUAUAAUUAAAGUUGUACCAGAGAACGCAAAAAAUACUGUAAGAGCUAAGUUUACUAAUGUAUUGACUAAUUUUUUAAAACAACCGGCAAAGCGUAGCUAUAUAGACAUUUUGUUAAAAAAGACAAAAAAAUUUUUUAAGGAUCACGCUGAGUUGGUCGUUUCUAGGGCCGAUAAAGGGAAUGUGACAGUUAUUAUGUCUAAAGAUACAUACAUUCAAAAAUCAAACGAAAUUCUGAUGGAUCGGACCUAUUACGAGCGUCUCAGAUGUGAUCCUACAUCUACUUACCAACAAAAAGCUAACAAACUUGUCAAAUCAUUAAAAGAUCAAAAACAAUUAACAAAUGAGGUAGCCAAAACUUUAAAUAUAUAUAAUCAAACUUGUCCUAAAUUUUAUGGCUUACCCAAAAUACAUAAACCCCAAUUGUCCUUAAGACCGAUAAUUUCAUCAAUUAAUGCUCCGAACAGUAAACUGGCUUCAUUGUUGACUCAGGUUUUAACCAAAGCAUAUAAUAAGAAUAAUGAUUAUUUCACAGGUGAUUCAUUUGAGUUUUCUUCAUUUAUCAAUGACAAACAAUUACCUAAUAAGUAUGUUCUUGUGAGCUUGGAUGUCGUCUCUUUAUUUAGUAAUAUUCCAUAUAAUUUGGUAGAAAAAAGUAUAAAAAAACAUUGGAACAGAAUUAGAAACCACACUGAUUUGUCACAAAUUAGUUUCCUAAAGAUACUUCAGUUUGUAUUUGAUACAACGUAUUUUAGAUUUAACAAUGAAUUUUACAAACAAAAAUUAGGUACACCGAUGGGUGCCAUCAUUUCUCCAAUAUUAGCUCAAUACGUUAUGGAUGACCUACUUGAGGUGUGCGUAGAUAAGCUGUCGUUUCAGUUACCAUUUCUGAAAAAAUAUGUGGAUGAUAUAAUUACUUCCAUACCUGAAAGUUGCGUGAGGGAAACUCUCACAGUGUUUAACAGCUAUGAUGCACACAUACAAUUUACAGUAGAGGAGGAAAUUGAUAAAAGCGUACCAUUUCUGGACACUAAAGUGAUCCGGAACAACGAUAACAAAAUUAUAUUAGAUUGGUACAUAAAACCGACCAGUUCGGGGAGAUAUAUGAAUUUCCACUCUUACCAUACAACGAAAACAAAAAUAAAUUUGGUCAUAGCAUUAAAGACACGAAUAGAGAGGAUUUCUCACCCAUCACUAAGACAAAAAAAUCUUAAUAAGCUUUACGACAUGCUGAUUAACAACUCAUACCCAAGUAGGUUAACUAAAAAAUUGUUAUAUAGCACGACCCCACUAAGAGCUCCAAACCCGCGGAACACGGUCGUCCACUCAGAUAGCCCAGAAAUGGACGAUCUGAGAUGUUUUUAUUUUUCAUUGCCAUACAUUAAAGAAUUAACGACCACACUCACAAAAAUUCUGAGAGCACAAACAAAUAUUAAGAUAGCAUAUAAACAAACAAAAACAUUGGGGAGUGUCUUUAGCAAACUAAAAGAUAAGGAUGAGGUACAAAAGAAUUCAGAAGUAAUUUAUAGCAUCCCCUGUAAUCAGUGUGAUCAGGUAUACAUAGGACAGACAUCGCGAGUACUUAAGGAUAGAAUUACGUCACACAAGAGUGAUUGCAGACUCAAUAAGAACACCUGUUCAUUAGCAACACACUCUAACCAAAUGGAUCACGAUGUUAACUUUGUUGAAACAAAAAUUCUCCAUAAAGAAAGCAACUACAACAAAAGAGCAAUUUUGGAAAUGGUGGAGAUCUUCUUGGAACCGAAAUCGGUCAAUAAAAGAUCUGACAUUGAUGGCCUCAGUGUGAUCUACUCUAAUGUCUUAACUUUACAACCAACCGUCAAUCGAAUUGCGUUUGCUGAUAAUAGUGUCGUCACAAUGUAAUUAUAAUUUAGAAAAAUAGUCCCAAGCCUCUAUACAUUAGGUGCCUUGUAAACAAAAAGGAGGUAACAAAAGGAAAAAAAGAAGGGAAAAAAACUGGACGGCUGGCGGUAGUCAUAUUAAUAAAACCUUUCCAUCAUUUGCGUUUUGCGUUUGAAGUAAAAUUCGUUUAAAUAAAAUGUAACAACAAUUUCGUCUAGAUGGCUGCCCUCGGUUAUAAUAAUUAACGGUCGUAUUUGAUUCUUUCUGUUAUCCGGAUGAGUUUGGUGUUGGCCUAUAAUGGCACUGUAGCAGUAAGUACUUUAACUAGAAGACUUUAGUAUUAAAUAACUAAGAGCCGCUUUCAUAUUGUAGCCCCUGAAGAAGAAAAUAAACAUUUUCGAAAGCUUGGUGUAGCACAAAAGCCUUUUAUUUGAGCCCUCAUCAGGACCGAUACCCCAAUUAACU